GCAAAAUCAUCAAGUCCUGCCCUGAGUGUCGGAUCACGUCUAACUUUGUCGUCCCCAGUGAGUACUGGGUGGAGGAGAAGGAGGAGAAACAGAAACUCAUCCAGAAGUACAAAGAUGGCAUGGGCUCUAAGUCGUGCCGGUACUUUAACGAGGGGCGUGGCACCUGUCCGUUCGGGGCGAACUGCUUCUACAAGCACGCGUACCCUGACGGGAGACUGGAGGAGCCACAGCCACAACGACGCAUCUCCAGCAGCGCCGGGCGGCAGCGGAGCUCCAGAAGGACGCCGCUGUGGGACCUGCUAGAUGAACGCAGGACGGAGGAGGAGCCCAGCGAUUCGGAGGACGGGUGGGACUUCUUUCACCAGGAACUGCACGAGAUACUGGAGACACUGGAGCUGCUGGCAGGUGGGACAGACGAGGAGCCCAGCGACUCGGAGGACGAGUGGGACUUCUUUCACCAGGAACUGCACGAUUACUACGACGAGGUGUACCUAUAGCGCCCCUCCAACCCAAACCCACCCCCGCCCCAUACGCCCGGUAUGGACCCCCCUCCAUAGGCCCUGUGUGGACUGUCAUGUGUGUGUGGUGGCAGUAGCUUCCCCCGGUGUUGUGGCUGUGCCUUUCAGCCAUUAUAAAUAAAGAGUUUAAAUGAAAUAAAGGAUAAAUAUACGGACGAACAGGUCGGUGCCCUCGUGCUCCAGAGCCCCCCGGUCCCGCUUAUUUAAAAAGGAGCGAGAAAAACAGCUAAAGACAAUAUAUAAUUAAUGAUAAAAAAAUCUAAAUAAUAAAAUCCAUUGGAACAAUAUGACUGAUAAACCCUCUUGACUUUGUUCUUGGGUGUGGGUUAUAUGAUCUGCCCAGGUGUUUCUACAGUUCACUUCAGAGGAUGAGGGAUCGAGUUCAGGCCAUUUUACGGUGCUUUUAAUUCCUCUCGUUUUAAUGCACUGAAUUUGGGGAGUGGGGGGGGGGCACAUAUGCACAAACGCACUCUUAAGUUCAUACAUACUAAUCAUUUCCUGUCCCGAGGUAUGAAAUGUGAAUGAGCUUUUUCAACAUAACGGGUCCAAAAGCACACCUCUCAGUCUGGCCUGUCCUGAACACCUGCCGUGCCUAACGGCAAGUCCCCCAGAACACGCUUCUUACACACAUGACUGUCUGUUGAGAUAUUUACUGUUGUCUGUUUUCAGUGCCCAGUAUGUUUUAAUGCUCUCUGGGAAAAGCCAAAAACCCUGGACUGUUUUCCCAUCUGUAUCCCACUGCUAUGAAAUGAGUAUAUUUAUAUGGAAAUAUGUUGUUUUCUAUGAUCCACUACCCCUUCCACAUUAUUUGGAGAUUAAAGUUUAUUAACAAAUGAA
Molecule: messenger RNA, 1355 nt
Organism: Conger conger (European conger)
Lineage: Eukaryota; Metazoa; Chordata; Actinopteri; Anguilliformes; Congridae
Product: probable E3 ubiquitin-protein ligase makorin-1
Exons: 4
Coding region: 120-497 (125 amino acids)
Biological process (GO): protein polyubiquitination
Molecular function (GO): metal ion binding; ubiquitin protein ligase activity
Source: RefSeq, a predicted model, not a curated record